Molecule: messenger RNA, 195 nt
Organism: Penicillium diatomitis
Lineage: Eukaryota; Fungi; Ascomycota; Eurotiomycetes; Eurotiales; Aspergillaceae
Exons: 2
Coding region: 1-195 (64 amino acids)
Source: RefSeq, a predicted model, not a curated record
AUGGGAGAUGCGAAGAGCAGUGAGGAGCAGCGAGAAAACGAGGGUCGCAGUGUCGACCAAGGGAGGCGCAAGAGACGGAGCGACGGAGCGACAGAGAGCGCGCGCGGAGGGAGGCAAAAACGGAGGGAAGGCUGCGCCGCCAGCAGAUACGUACCGGAUGGUGUGCUCUGGGUAGGUGGGUUGAUGGAUGAUUGA